This is a messenger RNA of Dermacentor albipictus, 3278 nucleotides long. RefSeq names its product casein kinase I-like. Gene Ontology annotation, biological process: endocytosis; signal transduction; positive regulation of canonical Wnt signaling pathway. Gene Ontology annotation, cellular component: cytoplasm; nucleus. Gene Ontology annotation, molecular function: protein serine/threonine kinase activity; ATP binding. NCBI's taxonomy places the organism in Eukaryota, Metazoa, Arthropoda, Arachnida, Ixodida, Ixodidae. The record is from RefSeq and is a predicted model, not a curated record.
AUUGCUUGCGUAGCGCGUAUACGCCUCGAUUUAAACGCGCAAUUAUGGUGCCAACUUGCGCAAUUUUUUUGUUCUCGCCGCGGCGGCCGCCUCGGAACGCGCAACUGGUCUGGCAACGUUCAUCCGGGAGCUCGCUGUGCGGAGUUUCUGGCGCAUGCGCAGAGAGGUCGCUACAAGAUUUGUUAGGAAAAGAGUGGUGCGAUGUUUCCGAAAAAUCCAAAGAAUCCUCGUUACGAAUUGACUCCAGCAGCAUGAAAACUAACAAGAACGGUGCUUCGAUAGUGGCCUAGCACCGUGCCGCAGGUCCCGAGCCGGCGAAGGUGCCCGUCGACGAGGUGAACCGCCGCGAAGAGUACGAUAUUGUCAGAGUCGCCCAGUAUCCUUCCAAGAUGGCGGCGUAUUUUCGUUGAAAAAAAUUGACAGGGUAUCCCCCCACCGUCACCAGUUCGUUCUCUCCGAGCGGGCUCCUGCCGAUUCCUGCCUCUCGAAAUGGAGCUUCGAGUCGGCAACAAGUACCGGCUCGGACGGAAAAUUGGCAGCGGAUCCUUCGGGGAUAUUUAUUUGGGGACAAACAUAACCACGGGGGAAGAGGUGGCCAUCAAGCUCGAGUGCAUCAAGACGAAGCACCCGCAGCUGCACAUCGAGUCCAAGUUCUACAAGAUGAUGCAGGGAGGUGUCGGCAUCCCCCUCAUCAAGUGGUGCGGCUCGGAGGGCGACUACAACGUCAUGGUGAUGGAGCUGCUCGGCCCCUCGCUCGAGGACCUGUUCAACUUCUGCAACCGCAAGUUCUCGCUCAAGACGGUGCUGCUGCUGGCAGACCAGCUUGUGUCGCGCGUCGAGUACAUUCACUCGAAGAACUUCAUCCACCGCGACAUCAAGCCCGACAACUUCCUCAUGGGGCUGGGCAAGAAGGGCAACCUGGUGUACAUCAUUGACUUUGGGCUGGCCAAGAAGUACCGGGACUCUCGGACGCACAACCACAUCCCCUACCGGGAGAACAAGAACCUGACGGGCACAGCGCGCUAUGCCUCGAUCAACACGCACCUGGGCAUUGAGCAGAGUCGCCGGGACGACCUGGAGAGCCUCGGCUACGUGCUGAUGUACUUCAACCGGGGCAGCCUGCCCUGGCAGGGACUGCGGGCGGCCACCAAGCGGCAGAAGUACGAACGCAUCAGCGAGAAGAAGAUGUCGACGCCCAUUGAGGAACUCUGUCGCAGCUUCCCCUCGGAGUUUGCCACCUACCUGAACUACUGCCGGUCGUUGCGCUUUGACGAGAAGCCCGACUACUCGUACCUGCGGCAGCUCCUACGCAACCUCUUCCAUAGGCAGGGCUUCACCUACGACUACGUGUUUGACUGGAACAUGCUCAAGUUUGUGAGGCGGCAAUCGGAGCCAGGCUGGCGGUGCAGAGGCGGGGGCCACGGGAGUGGUCGGGGCCGAGGGCGGGCCAGAGGUGGGUCACCGUGCCCAGGGGGGCGCCCAGCAGGCGCACCACGCGUCGACGGCGGCCUCGCGGGGCCUUCCCCCAACGACGGCGUCGGGCUCGCAGCGGCCCCCGUACCGAGGGACCUUCCUGAGCGGCAUGAACGGCGAGCAGCACGCCAUGCCCGCAUCUCCCCCCUACCCCCCCUGGAGGAAGGGCGCCGACCACCACAACGCCGCCUCCGGAGCGCUCACAAAGAGCGGUGUAGCAAAAGCAUCGGACAGGUAGAGCAACGGCAUCGCAAGCACUGAUGGGUCCCUGCCACUAUUGUUUAUUUUUUUCUCUCUCUCGCUCCUACCUCUGCCCUCUGCAGUGGGGUUGAAGGUGGGGGGGCCCGAGGGGGUUGCUGCUGCUGCCGAGCUGCUCCCCCGAGCGGGACCGUUAACCAUUUGACACCUCAAGUAGGAGCUUGAGGUGGCUUUGUUGUCCAGUCAAGAAGACUCGGAAAGAAGAGAGGAGGGGGUCACACGAGAUGGUCUGGCUUGCCAUCUCUCUGUCCGAUCCAUCACGCAUCACACUGCAAGGGAACAAGAAGUUGUGGCGGCUUCGGUGACAGGACUGCGUGCUCUUCCCUCCUUUCUGGGUCAAGCUGCUGCAUGUCCCGCAUCGUGGUGUGCCGGCUACAGCACUGUCUGCUUGCUUGUGGAGUUGCGGCGGCGACUCUGCAGACGACGGGACUGCGACGUUUAGGGGGAGUCUUGUGUUGGGCGAGCUCUCCGCAGCCUUCCCUCUCUACGUUUCUACGUGGCAGAUCGUGUUUCCCCUCUGCGCAUGUGUGUGUGUGUGUGUUCCCCCUCCCUACUUUCGCUCCUUGGCAGGGACAGCUGAAAGAAAAAGGAGAAAAAAAAAAACCUUGCAAAUUGUGGCCCUUUCGCUGUGCUCUUGGGGCACGUAAUCGUUCAACAUUAAAAGGAAAGAAGCAGCGUACCUCUAAGCAAGCGCAAAAUAGCUGGCCAGUUGCUGUUCCUUUUUCUUUGUGUUGCAGUUCUUGUGUGUCCGUGUGCCGAUUUUGGCAUGAGCGGAUCUUGAAUGUGGAGAGGUGCGCAUUGGCUUCACUUCCCAAGAUGUGUUCUUUCCGAACUGUUUUUUUUUUUUUUCCCCACCUGCUUUAGCGACUCCCGUAAGGGAAACCGAGUGACCCUGCUCCGUUGGAGUUGAUGAACGCUACCGUAUAUCUACUUCAACGAGCACGCUUUUUGUGCAGUGUUGUUCGUGCCUCUACCUUGCUCGUCCCAUCCCAUUCCCUCCGAAUCCCUACACCCUCUCCCUCUGCACUUCAGUUUUAUUUUCUAUGCAGGCUCAACGGACAGUCUGCUGCUUUUUUUUUUGUCUGGGUUGGCAUCAGUCACUUACGUAGAGCCAUCCCGACGUCAUUGCAUAGAAACGAAAUCUCAAGAAGUCUUCUUGGCUAGUGCUUUAGCAGGCUUUGUCAAGAAAGAAUCGUUGUUCUGGGUGGAGGCGUACGGCAACUCAGGGGAAUAGGAAGAGACGUUUGCUGCUACCUAGCUCUCAUCACCGGUGAGGAGCCGUCUGUAAAUUAUGUCAUGUGCAUAUAUAACGUAGGUGCGAGAGCGCUGUGCACAAAAUGAGCACCAAAGUGAAGGAAGUGUUCACAGCUAAAUGGGGAGGGUGGAAGGGUUGCAGAGGGCAGGGUGUUGUUUAAGAAGCCGUGCAUUGUUUGGUGAUGUAGAGCCCCACUUCCUUCGUUUCGUUCGUCUCAUGUAUGUGUGCAGUUCUUUAUUUUAGUUUCUGUAGGUGCAUAGGAAGCUGCAUUGUGUUCUUGUCUCUGUGAUGA